CGAUGGCAUGCGGAUGCGUCACUGUUCUUCAUAAACAUAAUACAUUUACAUUCCCCCCACCUCCUUUCUCUGUUCUACACGGCUUUUCCUCAUAUCUCACCAAAAUGGCUCAGAAAGUGGUGCUGAAGGUAAUGACGAUGACGGACGACAAAUCGAAGCAGAAAGCAAUCGAAGCCGCUGCCGACAUCUACGGCGUUGAUUCGAUCGCCGCGGAUCUGAAGGAUCAGAAACUUACGGUGGUUGGAUCGAUGGACGCGGUGGCGAUUGUGAAAAAGUUGAAGAAAGUAGGUAAAGUGGAUAUUAUAUCAGUCGGACCUGCAAAGGAAGAGAAGAAGGAAGAGAAGAAGGAAGAAAAGAAGGAAGAGAAGAAAGAGGAGAAGAAGUAAAGUAGAAGCCAAAAAGUACACAAUUCCUUU
Cucurbita pepo subsp. pepo (vegetable marrow) is the source of this 416-nucleotide messenger RNA. The record is from RefSeq and is a predicted model, not a curated record. Lineage: Eukaryota; Viridiplantae; Streptophyta; Magnoliopsida; Cucurbitales; Cucurbitaceae.